Molecule: messenger RNA, 3258 nt
Organism: Bactrocera oleae (olive fruit fly)
Lineage: Eukaryota; Metazoa; Arthropoda; Insecta; Diptera; Tephritidae
Source: RefSeq, a predicted model, not a curated record
UUCGGAACGAAAAAUAUUUCAAAUAAUUAAUAAACUUGUAAAUAUGUACGAAAGAAUUUCAACAAAGUCGGGCAUUCAACAAAUCCUGGGACGAACAUUUAAGAUACAGGACUGCUGAUUUGUUUAUCAGGCAUUUACCUUUGGUUAAGCACAAUAUAUAUAUUGGAUUGUUGCUUCAUUGGCUUUCUGGUCAUCAGACAAAUGUACAUUGGAAUGGCUAUACAUUUAGAGCGGAUGAUUGAAAGGAUGAGCAGAAUUGAAUCGGAAGAGCUACAUAACCGUCUAAGUAAACAUCAACGUAUGAAAGAAUUGUGUAUGUAUUCGGAAAGCAUCGACGACAGCAACAAUAUUUAUACGAGUUUAUAUGAAUUGACCAAACAGUUUGAACACAUUUUCCGCUGGCAAGUGCUUUACUACAUUUACUACAACUUUGUGAUCAUACUGAUGCUUAUGCAUCGCUUUAUAUGGCGAUAUUUCGAUUGGGGUUUGGUGGAUAUUAUGGCGUUUUUCUCAUCGGUUUUUAAGAUUUGCAACUUGGCUUUCUUAAUAUUUAGUACUGACGGUGUAGUGCAGAAAUCCCAGCUGCCCGAUUUGCUCAAUUUAGAUCUGGUCUGUUCAGAUAUCGAUGCGCGUUGGGAUGAAAGCGUUGAGACGUUCAUAUGCCAACGCAAGGUGGAAAAUCUCGAAAUUAAGGUGUUGGGAUUCUUUCACCUCAACAAUGAGUUCAUCUUAGUCAUAUUAUCGGCCAUUAUGUCUUACCUCUUUAUACUAAUUCAGUUUGGUUUGACAAAGCAAUAAUGAAAGACUGCGCAUGCGUGUCCGCAACACAUUGAAAGACCGUCAAAAUUAUAAAAGUAAUUGGUACGCUGCGAAGAGCGAGGAAUUUCGACGUUGUCACUAAAUUUUAGUUCGAAAUUUUUGUUGCAAAUACAAUUCAUAGAAGAAAAACAACAACAACAAAAAUUCCCAAAAUCUUGUAAUUAUCUUUUGUGCCAAACUGAAUAAUUUGUGUGACUAUAAUGCUGGAAUUUAAGCACAAUAGGUAUUAAAUGCCACGAAAGUUGGAGCACAAAUUGAAGCUGUGACCGACGCUGACGCUGAUGCUGAUUACGACACGCACCAGAGCGUAACGCACUUGUCACGCCUAUUAUUUGAAAAUGAACUCAACGUACUGUGACCUUUGCGUUGAUCCGCGCCGGCGAUAAACGCGCAAAAAUUGUCCCUUACACACGACUAUAUACCUACAUCUAUGUACGUAAGUGCAUACGCAUUUGAUUGUACGAGUGUGUGUGUAUGUGUAUCAAGUUUGUAUAUUUACAUGUGAAUUUUCGUAUAGACUACAAAGAAGUAAUGAAUGUACAUACAUACAUAUGUGUGUGUGCAUUGUAGCCAAUGUUAUUGCUUUUACGAAGACUCAUUGUUUGUUGUUGUUGCGCAUCUUAUUAAUGUUGGCAGUCACAGCGCCUCUGGCGCAUGCCUGUAAUGAUAAUAAAAACGUUAGGAGGGGAGGUCAACGUAGGACGGGCACAUCCGCAAAACUCCGUCGUAAACAGUAAAAAAACAACAACAAUAACGAAAAGCACUAAAAUGAAACAAUGCACCGAAUUAAUUUCUAUAUCGCUGCGCUCGGCUGAUUUAACUUUAACCGUAGAAACAGAUUCAAUAUUCUUCGCGAAAGAAAACAAUAACAAACCGUAAAUUACAGAGGAGUCCGCUAGCUACGCUGAUUACUGGAAAAAAGCACAAACCAAAAAAAAAUAAAUAAAAACACAGAAACAGGAAAGGAAUUUACAUAUGAGUAGAGACACAUCUACAUACGUUUAUGACCUGAACCUAAAACAAAUAUACCUUGAUUCAAACGUACAACAUCCGGCUGCGCGCCGGAGCGAAGCAGUGCAAAUCACAACGUUAAUUGUCUGUCAGGAGCGCCUCAGCGAGUGCGUGGGUCGUACUUAAUCAGACAUUGCCAAAAAAAAAAGAUCCAUAUCCAUCCAACAACUUGGACAAGCAUGGCGGUCACUGCUACAAGGCAUCAGUCAUCGGCAGUCAACGGUGAGCAGCCACCAACCAUCAGCCAUUGACCCAUCGCUCCGGGUGUGUGGAAGUGCUGAAGGCUCCAAUUAAUUAUCGCAUUUAUAAAAAGGAAAAUAAUCAAAAUUUGAGGAAUUUGUUUUCCACAAAGCGUCGUCUGCACUCAAUAUACAUUACGUUGUAAAUACACACAAACACACUUAGUAAAUAAAUUACUCACCCAAACAUACAUACAUAUGUAAGUGGUCAUGCGCUUGCACUCAUAGAUAUUGCACUCGGAGCGGAGGCUUGUGUGCCGCUGCAGUCAUAGCUUUUAAGAUGCUUAACAAAUAUUUAGAGAUCUAAACAUUAAAGACACCGCGCUUCUUGCUGCGUAGCUAAAGUCGCUAGCAUUCUCGUUCACAAUCAAGCAAAGCUGAUAGUUUCACAGAUUAUUUGAGUUAAGUGGGAAGUAAGGCGCGGGGAUGAAGGUGUUCACUUUAUAAUUCAACUCAUUGUCAUUUGUAUUAAGUCAACAAUGCAGGCAUACUUAUCAUAUACAGUCAAACCUGAGUAAGAGAGAAGUGGGUAAGCGAGAAAACUCUAAAAAUAAUUCUCAGGUCCCGGAUUUUGACUUCCCAAAAACCUCUAUGAGUGGGAAACAAAAACCUACAUAAGUGACACUAAUUUUUACUACUCUGACCUCUAUGACUUAGAGCCUCUUUUGUAUUUACCUCUAUAAGCGACAAUUUUCCUGUGGAUGACUCAUUCUUUUUUUUUCAGGAAUCAGCAACUAUGUUGUAAUAUCUAAUAUUAUAUAAGUAUAUAUAAUUUUGUAAUUCAAAGGAAUAAUAUUUAACUGUAUUAACUUAUUUGUCAUGCUCACUGCAGUUCAUAAAUAUCAUGUGCAACGAAUAGUACACUAUACUCUUACAACAACAAUGUCUAAACAAAAAAUCAGCCUGAGUCGGAAAAAUCAAGGUGUGAAAUACGAAGUGAAUUUGGAUAACCAGAUUCUACUUAUUACGAUUAUUAUAAUUGACAAACCUCUUCUGUACCCCUAUAAGCUAGAAACUCGCAUUAGAUAGUUUAAGUGAGAGCAUUAGUGAGAAACCUCUAUAAGCGAGACAAAAAUCAUGGUCCCUUAUUCUCUUUAUUAACCAGGUUUGACUGUAUGUAUAUUUAAGUUCUCACAUGUACAUAUGUAUAAACUCGUACAUAUAAUAUUUACAUACAUAUACAAAUUUC